Molecule: messenger RNA, 1434 nt
Organism: Saccostrea cuccullata (small rock oyster)
Lineage: Eukaryota; Metazoa; Mollusca; Bivalvia; Ostreida; Ostreidae
Product: nose resistant to fluoxetine protein 6-like
Exons: 8
Coding region: 190-1434 (414 amino acids)
Source: RefSeq, a predicted model, not a curated record
AGAAUUUGAAUUAAUGGGAGGGGAGAAAGAUUAUUUCAGGAUGAGACAGUGAGUGUGGCAAAGAUAGGGGAAAUAUAAAUCUUGCUUUGUAAUCCUUUUAAUUGUUUUAUUUUCGUAGUCUUUAUAUUAAAAACUGUAUUUAGAAUAAAACCAAGUAUGUCUUUUAACAGAUGUGCUAAAUCCAUUUGAAUGGCUCUCCAGAAAACUGUAUUGCUGAGCUCUGUUCUCCUCUCAGUGUGUUGGGGUGCCCUACAGGGCCAGAGGAACGUUCCUCAGUACCAUGAGCUGAUGAGACAGGGUCAUGUCAAGCUAAAUCAGGGGGAGUCUGAACCCGAUUUUAUCCACAGAUUCAAUGGUACCACUAUGCUUCAGAAAAUGCUAUCACUGGACUCAAUGUAUGACCAGUUUUUGCUCCUUAAGAAGGAAUUUAUGACUGAUCUCGGGUCUCCGAUCAAAAUGUCGGGGGGUUGUAGUGUUGGACUUCAGCUAUUACUUGAUGGUUUGAAGGAAAGAAGUCUCUGGUCUCUAAAAAUGCUUGAUGCCAUAGGAAAAGUUCCCAGUGGUAUAUUUGACGGUGAUUUCAUAUGGCCCGGUCAGUAUGAUGGGUGUAACGCAAUAAGUCAGGCAUUCACAGAUAGAAUCACUUUCAAUGAGACUUUCCUGGUUCGAGGGAAAUAUUUUGUUGCAGGAUUGUUGAAUCCUUUGGGGUAUAACACCACUGAUCUUAUGAUUGGGGUCUGCCUGCCUGAUGCAUGUACUGCUACUGAUGUUAAAGAAGUGUUGGAAUUAGCAUUUUUAGAGCUGUAUCAAUAUACAAACAAAACAAUCAAGCUUUCUCUGAAAUAUGUGUAUCAUCAAGAAGUAAAAUACAAGAGCUCUCCAGAGUUUAUUGCUGCCAGUGUGAUCUGUUCCAUCAUUGGCUUUCUAUUAUUGCUGGGCACUCUUUACGACAUGUUUAUAAAUCAAGGUGUCGACUCCUCGGAAAUCGGAGAUGUGAGGAUUGAUAAACAGGACAGCAACGCACAGUCCCUUAAUUCGGACACUACACAUCUGAUCUCGGAUGGAACUCUAAUAUCUGUCCUGUCAUUCAGAAACAAGGUCUUACACAACAUCAGCACAAAUGGCAGUAAGGUUCUGAACACCGAUGCCCUCCCCCCUACCGCGUUGCUCGCUCUCAAUGGGGUUAGGGUACUCAGUAUGGGCUGGGUCAUUCUAAGCCAUUCUUAUUCCUUCACACAGAGUAUUGCAAGUACGUUGACCCCUACCUUUAUGCUGUUUAUCCUGGUGUACACGGCCUACUUCCAGUAUAGGGGGUCGGGACCUCUCUGGACCCUGACGUCCCCCGACUACCAGAAGUGUAAGGAUUACUGGUGGAGGAAUAUUCUGUAUAUCCAGAACUUCUUUACCGUCAGUGAAGAGGUAAACUUGAUUUAA